This is a messenger RNA of Neurospora tetraspora, 2045 nucleotides long. RefSeq names its product aminotransferase class-III-domain-containing protein. NCBI's taxonomy places the organism in Eukaryota, Fungi, Ascomycota, Sordariomycetes, Sordariales, Sordariaceae. Bases 306 to 1856 code for a protein of 516 amino acids. Gene Ontology annotation, biological process: GABA catabolic process. Gene Ontology annotation, molecular function: pyridoxal phosphate binding. Gene Ontology annotation, cellular component: mitochondrion. The record is from RefSeq and is a predicted model, not a curated record. The transcript has 2 exons.
CUACAUCGUACCUUUCCUUUCUGCCUCAUUGAAGUGAGUGGCGUUUCUUCCUCUUCUCCGAAUUACCUGCAGGUAUCAGCUGAGGACCUCACAUCCGCUUCCCCGAACCUUAUCUCUUUGCUUCGUGUUACUUCUGUAAGUCUCAAUCCCUCUUUCUGUUUGUUGUUAUAAACCGGUUGCAAGAUCAUUGACUUACACAACAAUCAAAACAAGUGAUCAUAGGUUGGACACCACGGACUUGAACUUGGGAAUUGGUAUAAGAACCAUCUCAAGACGAACACGCCAGCAUCCAUCAGUGACGCCAUAUGGCCUCGAGACUUCUUAGGAGCAGCUACAGCGGCGGUUUGCGUGCCGUGUCUACUGCUUCGACGGUUCGCCCUGCUGCUGUUUCCGCAGUUCACCAGUUCUCUGCCCGUCGCCAGUUCACUGCCUCUACCAGCAAGAUGGCAUCAUCAUUCUACGACAACUGGGAGCCCGAGGGUCCUACGGUCAAGACCGAGAUCCCGGGUCCCAAGGCUAAGGAGGCCAUCAAAGAGCUUGAUGAGGUCUUUGACACUCGGAGCUUGAACAUGCUCACUGAUUACCCGAAGAGUGUCGGCAACUACAUUGCUGAUCCUGACGGCAAUGUUUUGCUCGAUGUCUACGCUCAAAUCGCCUCCAUCCCCAUCGGCUACAACAACCCGGUCCUGCACGACGCCGCCCUCAGCUCCGCCAUGAUCAACAGCAUCAUCAACCGGCCCGCCCUCGGCAACUUCCCCCCCACGGACUGGGCCUCCGUUCUCAAGACCGGCAUCCUCAAGGUCGCGCCCAAGGGGCUCAACCAAGUCUUCACCGCCAUGGCCGGCUCCGACGCCAACGAAACCGCCUACAAAGCCGCCUUCAUGUGGCGCCGGCAAAAGGAGCGCGGCGGCCCCCAGGUGGAAUUCACCGCCGAGGAAAUGGAAUCCUCCAUGCUCAACCAAACUCCCCCCGGCUCCACCCCGCUUUCCAUCCUCUCCUUCAAGACCGGUUUCCACGGCCGCUUGUUCGGCUCGCUGUCUACCACCCGCUCCAAGCCCAUCCACAAGCUGGACAUCCCCGCCUUUGACUGGCCGCAGGCUACUUUCCCGCUCCUGAAGUACCCGCUCGAUCAACACGCCGAGGAAAACGCCGCGGCCGAGCAGGCGGCGCUGGAUGAAGUCGAGCGCUUGAUCACGACUUACCACGUCCCGCCCGCCGCCGUCAUUGUGGAGCCCAUCCAGUCCGAGGGCGGCGACAACCACGCCUCCCCCGCCUUCUUUAGGGGACUGCGCGCUAUCACAAGAAAGCACGACGUACUCCUGAUCGUGGACGAAGUCCAAACCGGCGUUGGUGCUACAGGAAAAUUCUGGGCGCACGACCACUGGGACCUGCAGGACCCUCCCGACAUGGUGACCUUUUCCAAGAAGGCGCAGACAGCCGGUUACUACUUCGGCAACCCGGAGCUGCGACCCAACAAGCCUUACAGGCAAUUCAACACGUGGAUGGGCGACCCGGCCAGGGCGCUGCUUUUCAAGGCCAUCAUCGGGGAGAUUGAACGCUUGGGACUGGUGGAGAACACGGCUAAGGUGGGUGAGUAUCUGUACGGCAAGCUGGAGGGUUUGUCCCAGAAAUAUCCGGGCCAGUUUGAGAAUCUGAGGGGUAAAGGGCAGGGAACGUUUAUCGCGUUUGAUACCCCGCGGAGAGACGAGUUUUUGGCGAGGGCGAAGAAGUUUGGGGUUAAUAUUGGUGGAAGCGGGCAGAGCGCGGUUAGGUUGAGGCCCAUGUUGAUUUUCCAGGAGAAGCACGCGGAUAUUUUGGUGGAUGCGCUGGAGAAGGUUGUGAAGUCGUUUAAGUAGAUGAUGACAUGAUUGAUGCUGGUCAUGAUGGUCAUAAAAAAUGGAUGUAGUUUAUGAUACUUCGCUGGUUUUUUCGUUUACUUGAGGGGCUCAUGUGAUGCCGCCAGAAAACAGAAUGACAGGAGUGGUCCUAUUUCUACCUCUAGGAGCGGGAGUUCGGAAUGAAAUCGAAUUGAUGAAUUGCCUCUA